Molecule: messenger RNA, 1367 nt
Organism: Paramormyrops kingsleyae
Lineage: Eukaryota; Metazoa; Chordata; Actinopteri; Osteoglossiformes; Mormyridae
Source: RefSeq, a predicted model, not a curated record
GAAAUAAGUGAGCUCGAGCUAGUCUUUAUAAUUGUAAAUGAAGCUUAGUAUAUGGUACAUAUCACCCUUGUUUUGCCUUUGAUUCUCGGCUUAAUAUUCUGUGACUUAAGUUGUUACUAAAAAAUCGGAAAAACAGCCGAGGAAAGAAAAAGGGGUGUGAUUUGCGCCUUAGCCAGCCGCCGAGCGGGGGUCAAGCUGCCUGUGCUGCAGGAGGCGCACCACCAGGCUAUGUACUACAAAAAGCCCGUGGUGAAGAAAAAAGCGCAGCGGAUCGUCAAAAGGUAGGCUAGUCCUGCCGCGGGGUGGUCGUGUGGUCAGCCACGACGGGCCCAGACCCUGUCAGCAGAGAGGGAGAAGCUCUUUGUUUGGCCCCCCAGCACCAGCUGUCAGCAGCCGGGCAGAUUAUGUGAAUGAGCGCAGGAGGCAGCAGGACAGCUCGAGCCUGGCAGUUGAUGCCACUCGUGGACGAAAUGUGCGGCAGGGGCUUCAUGUGUCAUUGGCGAGGCGACGACGGCAAACCCCUGGAGGACUGCAAGGCCGGGGACGCGAAGCGCAACUGGCACAAGUGCACAAGGAAAGCGCAGAGGUGGGGGAAGAAGUGCAGACCUGGGCAUCACCUGCCCUACGGACGGCGGAACCGGCCGGGACCGCGACUGUCACUGCGUCCCGUAAACAACCAAGGCAAUAGGGCGCCGGGGAUGAGAGCCCCGAGGAACACCAACCAGUUCCUCAUGCAUGAGAAGUACCAGAUGAUGCAUAUGCGAUCGGACUCUGUGGGCACGGACAGCGGCUCGGACUGCGAGAUGGACAUCGCGGACAUGGACUCGUACCUCGGCAUGCUAGAAAACGCCCGCGGCGGCCUCAUGGACGGUCCUGAUCCGUUUCCAGCGCCUGCCAGGUUUUGUCCGCGACGGCUGGCCAAAAGCCAGCAUUUCCAGUUGAGUUUAACCGAGAUCCAUCAAGAAGAGAGCAUGCAAUACUUCCCUUCCGAAGACGAUGUCAUGCAAAGUGAAGAUUUCAUGGAGAAAGAUUUUAUUGACUUUUGUGACAGGGUAACGUGUGUAGCACCCUAUGCUGUGUAAAAUAACGCGCACCAUCAGUCAGUAUGCCUUUAAACAGUGGUCUACGUAUCUUCUUUUUUUUUUACUUGGAACUUUACACGAACGAACUGUAAAAUUUUGAUAUGUAAAUUAUUCUUCGGCGAUUGCCAGCUUUUUGUUUUCAGUAUUGAAAAGAAAAGGGUGGGUUGAGUAGGAGGAGAGUCAAACAGCCAAUCAUACACGAUGUUUGCAUUAAAGGCGAUCGUCUGCCUGUCAUUGUAAAUACGUUAAUCUCCCCAUAAAAUAAACGCUGUAUAAACUGGUGAA